Molecule: messenger RNA, 2542 nt
Organism: Mugil cephalus (flathead mullet)
Lineage: Eukaryota; Metazoa; Chordata; Actinopteri; Mugiliformes; Mugilidae
Gene: tph2
Product: tryptophan hydroxylase 2 (tryptophan 5-monooxygenase)
Exons: 11
Coding region: 591-2102 (503 amino acids)
Biological process (GO): serotonin biosynthetic process; aromatic amino acid metabolic process
Cellular component (GO): neuron projection
Molecular function (GO): tryptophan 5-monooxygenase activity; iron ion binding
Source: RefSeq, a predicted model, not a curated record
AUCACCAGAUCUGCUCAUAAAGCUGCAUCCAUCAGAACAAAGCUCCUCCAGUCGCCUCCGCUUUCAUUUCCUGUGCAGCAGGAAAUUGUGUCGGCUCUCGUCUGAUUGGCUGCUGAUAGCCGCCACCGUUAUCAGCUGCCAAUCAGCCGCUCAGCGUUUAUUGAAGCUGCUUUAUGUGGAGGAGGCGUCCGUCCAUCAAAGACCUGCAACAAAGACCAGAGAACUCUGGAAACAUCACAAAUACAGCUAGCUUAGCAUCAAGACUGGGAAGAGCUAGCUUAGCAUCAAGAUGUUUUUAUAGUGCCAGAUGUUUAGCUCCUCCUCCUCCACAGCCUCCUCUAAGCCCCUCCCACUAUCUGUCUCCUUGCUUGGUUAGUUCGUCUGUCGCUGCCUGACCAAUAACGAAGCAGCUGAGGUCUGUGGGUGGAGCUUCACUCUCCUCCCCAAGGGUAUUUAGCCAGAGACAUUAGGCGACGCCCUCAGACACGAUCCAUCAGCACCAGAACCAGCACCAGAACCAGCACCAGAACCAGAGCCAGAACCAGAGCGUCAGGCUGGAGCCCUGGUACUCCUACACCCACUGGUUCCCCAUGGCCUCGGCCCAUGUGAUGAAGGACGUCCCGGAGCCGGUUCCCAGGAUGCAGCCGGCCAUGAUGAUGUUCUCCAGUAAGUACUGGUCCAGGAGGGGCAUGUCUCUGGACUCGGCCAUGUUUGACCAGCGGCAGCAGCACCAGCAGCGCCACACCGGCGGGCAGAUGUCCAGGCGUCCGUCCUUUUGUCCCAUCAAUGAGAACCAGGAGCAGGAGGAUUUGGGGAAAACAGCCGUGGUUUUUUCUCUGAAGAACGAAGUCGGAUGUUUGGUGAAAGCUCUCAGACUGUUCCAGGAGAGGAGGGUGAACCUGAGGCACAUAGAGUCGCGGAUGUCGAGGCGAGCUCCUAACGAGGUGGAGAUCUUUGCUGAUUGUAGUUGCAGCCAGAAAGAGUUCAACGAGUUGCUGCAACAUCUCAAAGAUCACGUCAACAUUGUUUCCUUCAACACCCCAGCACACGUUUGGUCAACGGAGGCAGAUGAAGAGGACGUCCCCUGGUUUCCCAUGAAGAUCUCAGAGUUGGACCAGUGUUCUCACCGUGUGCUGAUGUACGGCUCUGAGCUGGACGCUGAUCAUCCUGGCUUUAAAGACGACGUCUAUCGCCAGCGCAGGAAGUUCUUCGUGGAGGUGGCCAUGAACUAUAAAUUUGGACAACCCAUUCCACGCAUCGAGUACACGGCGGAGGAGGUGAGGACGUGGGGGGUGGUGUUCAGGGAGCUCACCCAGCUGUACCCCACCCACGCCUGCAGAGAAUACCUGAAGAACCUGCCUCUGCUCACCAAGCACUGUGGCUACAGGGAGGACAACAUCCCUCAGCUGGAGGACGUCUCGCUCUUCCUCCGAGAGCGCUCUGGUUUCACGGUUCGUCCUGUAGCAGGUUAUCUUUCUCCCAGAGACUUCCUGGCUGGUUUGGCCUACAGAGUGUUUAACUGCACUCAGUAUGUUCGUCACAGCACCGACCCCCUCUACACCCCCGAACCGGACACAUGUCAUGAGCUGCUGGGUCACGUUCCUCUUCUGGCUGAUCCUAAGUUCGCUCAGUUCUCUCAGGAGAUCGGUUUGGCUUCGCUCGGAGCGUCAGACGAGGACGUCCAGAAACUGGCCACAUGUUAUUUCUUCACCAUUGAGUUUGGACUCUGCAAACAGGACGGUCAGCUGAGAGCUUACGGAGCCGGUCUGCUGUCGUCUAUCGGAGAGCUCCGGCAUGCCUUGUCUGACCAGGCCUGUGUGAAGACGUUUGACCCAAAGACGACCUGCAACCAGGAGUGUCUCAUCACCACCUUCCAGGACGUCUACUUCGUGUCAGAGAGCUUCGAGGAGGCCAAGGAGAAGAUGAGGGAGUUUGCGAAGACGAUAAAGAGGCCGUUCUCCGUGUACUACAACCCGUACACUCAGAGCAUGGACCUGCUGAAGGACACUCGCAGCAUCGAGGACGUGGUCCAGGACCUUCGCAGCGAUUUGACCACGGUGUGCGACGCUCUGGGGAAGAUGAACACCUACAUGGGAAUCUGAGCCUCUGAUUGGUCCAAACCCCUCCAGCCGCCAUCACAUGAGGUGGAACCAUCACUUCGUGCUUCAUUCACUCAUGAAGUCAUAAAUAACCUCCUCCUCCUCUCCUCCUUCCGUGGUCUAGGUCCAUCUUGUCUAAAAUAAAGCAACAUUUCCAGUGUUGAUGACUCAAACUAAGAUCCAAUAAUGAGAUAAUUAGAGUUUUAUUUCCAGGAGAAAAGCUAAAGCUUGUUGUGUUUUGGAUGUUGUUGUGAAGCUGCUCAUCUUGAUGCUGAGAAACUACAACAAAGAUCUUCUCCAGCACAGACGUCGACCGCAGCAGAUAAAACUAAACCAGCUGUCGUCGUCAUGGAGACGUCCUCGUAAACCUUCAGCUAGUUUCAUCCCACUGCUGCUAUUUGCUCCUGUUCACAAUCAUUAAAACCACAAAGUGUUGUUCAGCA